AUGGAAUGUCUAGAAAAGGCACUAAAAGUUAAUAAAGCAUUUUCCUCUUCUAAAAGGAACCCAAUUGAUAGGCUAAGAAUAGAGUCUACAAGCCCCUCAAAGGUAGGCAUCCCUGCUGUUCAGAAAGUUCAAGGCCAAGCCCAUAAGCUCAGGCCAACAAAGGAUGCCACAAACUCAAAUGACCUACAGGCCAAAACAAGGGCCAGCUGGAAGAGGAGAGCAAGGGAUAAAAGUAACAACAAUGCCCUAAUAGGCCAAGAGAGGGGUAAAGCAAGAGGGUCUACAAGGAACAAAAGAGCCUCCAGUGCAGGCUGUGAUAAGCUGCUGGUUAAGAGAGCAAAACUAGAAGGCCUUAGUGGAGGUAUAGCUUUCUUAUGGAAGGAUGACAUUAAGGCAAAAGUCACCUCAUAUACUCAAAAGCACAUCUCUUUACUAGUUAAGGCCAUCAAGCAGGGAAUGGACUGGCAAUUAACUGGGUUUCAUGGCAACCCUGUUACAGUUAAGAGGAAGGAUAGCCAGCAGUUACUCAGAGCAAUCAAGCCUAUUCCUACCUUGGGAUGGAUGUGUGUAGGGGAUUUUAAUAAGAUAAUGAGCUUUGGAGAGAAAUGGGGUGGACCUAUGAGACCAUAUAGUCAAAUUAAGGCCUUUAGUGCAGCUGUGGAGGAAUGUGGACUUGCUGAUUUGGGCUAUACUGGAAACAAAUACACUUGGUCAAAUGGAAGGCUUGGAGGGGCUUUCACUAAAGACAGACUUGAUAGGGCUUUUUGCAAUGAAAUUAGGGCUAAACUCUACCCCUACUUGAGAGUUUAUACCCUACCAGCCUUGAGCUCAGACCGCUACCCUUUAUUUAUCACCUUGGAUGUCAAGGACCCUUACAAGUUUAGGAAGCACAAACCUUUUCGAUUUGAAGCAAGCUGGUCUUUAAGAGAGGAGUGCCAUUUACAGAUAGAGGAGGUAUGGAAGCAGCCUAGAAUGGGAGAAAAUAUGUUGAGCACUAUAACUGAGGGACUCACCAAAUGCAAACAAAAGCUACUACAGUGGAGCAAGGCCUUCAUUGACGCUUCCAAACAUACCCUAAAUGAGCAACUAUCUCACCUCUCUAAACUACAAAAAAAGAACAAAUAUCAUCUCAAUGAAGUGAUUAAGAAAGUACAAAAGUCAAUUAAUAGCCUACUUGAAGAAGAUAAUCUCAGGUGGAAGCAAAGAACAAAACAAAGAUGGCUUAAUAAGGGUGAUAAAAACACAGUUUUUUCAUCAAUGUGCAUCCCAAAGAAGAAAGACCAACUGCAUAAGGAAGUUGGUGGAUGGAAACGGUCAGCAAGAAGUAGAAGAGGCUCUCUUUCAAAUUUUGGCCUUAGUUCCCCAGGCCCAAAUGGGUUCCCUGCUGCCUUCUAUCAAAAACAUUGGUCUACCAUUGGCCCUCAGGUUAGUAGUGCAGUCUUAUUUGCUCUGAAUUCAAGUGGUAAUCUUGCUUCCAUCAACAAUACCUUCAUAACCUUAGUUCCAAAGAAAAAGGACCCUACAAAAGUCACUGAUUUUAGACCAAUCUCCCUUUGUAAUGUUUUGUAUAAACUUGUGUCUAAAGUAGUGGCUAAUAGGUUAAAGAGAACACUGCCACAACUCAUCUCCUAUAACCAGUCUACCUUUGUUCCAAAUAGACUUAUCACUGAUAAUGUUAUAAAGGCUUUCGAAGCAUUGCAUUCUAUGGCUUGUAAAAUGAUAAGGAAGGAGGGAUACAUGGCUCUAAAGCUUCAUAUGAGCAAGGCCUACGACAAAAUAGAAUGGAGUUUCCUCAUAGCAGUGACGCACAAGAUGGGUUUCAAUUCUCAUUGGGUGGAGUUGGUUAUGAAAUGCAUUGAGUCAGUUUCAUACUCAAUUCUAGUGAAUGGCUCCCCUCAAGAAGUUUCCAUCCUACUAGAGGGUUAA
Messenger RNA from Carya illinoinensis, 1926 nucleotides. RefSeq lists its product as uncharacterized. Bases 1 to 1926 code for a protein of 641 amino acids. The record is from RefSeq and is a predicted model, not a curated record. The transcript is spliced from 4 exons. Lineage: Eukaryota; Viridiplantae; Streptophyta; Magnoliopsida; Fagales; Juglandaceae.